AUGGACGUUGCCCUUCUGGCUUCCGAUGUCGACCAGCUGUCGCAGCUGCUUGGGGAGUGCCAUCUGCAUGAGGAGCGGGAAGCGCUGGCGCAAGUGAUGAUGCCCAUUGCCACUUAUGCCGGGCAGCUGGCGUCAGGCAUCCAGGCGCCCCUUCCGGGCGGCUCCGUGUCUGCAGCCGCGGCUUCGGGGCCCUGGGCGGAGGAGCUGAUGAGACGGCUCCAAGGCUGUUCCUCUCCCGAAGAGGGCCGGGCGACCUGUGCCGAGAUGAUUGCGGCGUUCCACCAGGAUCAGCAGAGCAGCCAGCCGCUGCUGCCGGCCCGGGUGCCCGCGCACUACGCCGCGGCGCCCAUGGCCGCGCCGGCGCCGGCGCCGGCAGGCUAUGGCCCCAACGCAGAGCUCUCGGCUCGCCUCCAGUCUCUACAAGGCGCAAACCGCGUCAUCGUUCGAGCACUCCGGAUUAUGUCUGAUCGAGUGCGGGAACAGGGCAACCGCCGCAGAGAGGCCGAAGAGACAGUAGCGCAGCUGAAAGCGGAGCUGGAGGCUCGGGAGGAGCAGCUCCGCGCGUCGGAGAGGGCGAAGGUGCUCCUCCAGUCUCGCGUGGCGGUGCUCCUCCAGGGUCAGGAUGCCCCAGGUAUGCCGGAGGUGCCUUUGCCCAGUGAGCUUCUCAAAUGGCGGCGCCGAAAUUCCCAUGGCUUUAUUGUCAUCCGGAGACCCAAGAGGGUCCCUUCAGUUAGCUGGUCCCUGCAUUUGCUGCUCACACCGAGUAAAAGCGAGCUGCAAUCUCUAUGCACCUCCACCAUCCGGCCAAGUCGCCGGCCUUUUGCGGCCUCGGCCGCAGCUGCUGCCCUUCUGUGCUUGGUACGGAGAGCUGGCCAAGGCGGCCGCCUCUUUGCAAGCCCAUCGAAGUCCCUGGGGCCACCCAGACCCGUGUCCCUGCGCCGGCCGGCGAGGUCGGCUUGGUCGGGUGGAGGCGGAGAGAUCGAUGAUGUGCUGCGCUCUGUGUCGGGGAAGGCGGUGGCGGAGGCGAAGGUUGGCGCCGAUUCCUCAACAGCGCUGAGCCCGGAGGCCGCGGUGGAGGCGCUGCUCCGCACGGCCGGGCCUGGCGCAGGCUCCCCGCCCCCAGAAGUCGUUGGCGCCGCCUUGAAGGCCAUGGGCGUCGCUGCGACCGCAGAGAACGCGGAGCGGGCGCUGCGAGCAGCCAUGGGUGGGGCCUCGCCAACUGCAGACCAGGUUGCGGCGGCACAGCAAGCAGCCAGCGCAGGGCUGCCACCCGACUUCUUCGAUCUGCCAGAUGCACCAGCUGCCGCCGCGGUCGCGCCGCUUGGCGCCGCGAAGAGCCCGGAGGAGGUUAUCCAGAUGCUAAUCCAGGCGGCGGGGCCGGGCGCCGGGCAUCCUCCGGCCGACGUGGUGGGCACCGCGCUGCGGCAAGCAGAAAAGAACUGCGAAGCAUCGGAGGUGCUCGGCGAGGCCCUCAAGGCAGCCAUGGCAGCCCCGGGUCCAAAUGGCUACGGCGUCGGCCCAACGAAUGAGGCUUGGAACAAAACUGCCGGAGUCUUAUGGUCGGACGCCCUGAAGGGCGCGGCGGGCGCCGCGGCGGGCGCCGCGCCGGGCGCCGCGCCAGCGCCGGGCGCAGGUGGUGCAGACGCUGCUGGCCCUCGCUGGGCAGGACUGCCAGCGUCACGCGAGAACGUGUUGCGGGCGCUGAAGGCUGCUGGGCGAGCCUCGCCCACUGAGGAGGAUGUGCAGAAGGCCAUGGCUGCGGCGGCCGCCGGGGCGGCCGCCGGGGCGGCGGUUCCGCCCGUGGCGCCCGGCGGCAUGUCGACGCCCGAGGUGGUUGGAGUGGCGCUCAAGCAGGCAGGAUACAAUCAGCCUUCGGCCGAGGAUGUGCAGGCCUACACAUUUCUCACACGUGCGAAGGGCGACUCUUGCACCUUACCAGCGGCGCUGAAAGGUGCGGCCACGGGGGAGUUCCCCGAGGUCCCCGACAUGCAGCAGAAAGUGAUCCACGAGCCCGGCACGUCCGCCAUCUCCAAGAACAUCCCACUCUCAGAGGUGAACCGCCACUGCACACCCGAGAACUGCUGGGUGGCGCUCAAUGGCAAGGUCUACGACCUGUCGGAGUUCAUGGACCGGCACCCCGGCGGCCCCACGACCAUCCUCGCCUGGGCGGGGAAGGACGCCUCGAAGUUCUUCAAUGACAUCCACAAGGGCGUCAAGACGCUUGGACCCGAAAUGCAGCAAACGAGGCUGGCAAGGAUCGACGCCUACUUGCGCCCCGAGGCCUUCUUGGGCGACCUGGGCGUCGACGAGAACCUCAUGUCCGACGAGUUCUGGCACACGCUGCGCGAGGCCCGCAUCGUCGAGAUCCGGCAGGAGGUCGACCGUCUGCUCGACCAGUGCACUGAGACCCACAAGGACUUCGCCAAAGCUGCAGAGGUGAAACGGGCCAUGGAAGAGCUCUUGUCGCACGAGGACCACGCGCACAAGCACGGCGUGCCGCUGGGCUUCUCGAGCAGCGACAUCCCCCUGUCGGAGGUGGCGCGACACAACAAGCCGCACGACUGCUGGAUCGCCAUCAGCGGCGAGGUCUACGACCUCACCGACUUCCUGCAGCACCACCCCGAGCAGCGCAACUCCAUCUUGGCCUGGGCCGGCCGCGAUGCGACGCCCAUGUUCAACAAGAUCCCGGGCCGGUUCCCCAGCAAGCAAUGGAUGGAGUUCUACAUGCGCCCCGAGUUCAAGACGGGCAAGGUGGGUCCUGAGGCACCGGUGGACGCCAUCAUCCGCGAGCUCAGGGAGCUGCACGACGAGCUGCGGCGCUUGGAGGGCCCGUCCAAGGAGGACAUCGAGGCGGCGAAGACGGCGGUGAAGGUGCCGGGCAAGACGGACGCACCCACGCUGUCGGAGGAGAGCCGGUUCCCGAAGCUGGCGGAGAUCUCCGCGGGCAAGGACCUGCCCUUCUUCUCCCGUGCAGAGGUGGCGAAGCACAACACGGCGGAGGAGCCCUACAUGAUCAUCCACAACCGGGUCUACAACCUGAAGCCUCUGCUGGGCAGCCACCCGGGAGGUGACGACAUCCUGAUGUCCAAGGCGGGCACGGAUUGCACCAAGGACUUCGAGGUCUUCGAGCACUCCGAGAAGGCCCGCGUGCAGAGGGACCGCGACAUGCUGGUGGGCCAGCUGGUGCCGGCAGAGAACACGGACUGGUCCGAGAGUGCGGCGGUGCAGCAGGUGGUCGGCGAGGAGACCUCGGAGAUCGCCCGGUUCCUCAAAUACAAGGUCGCGGACCUUGCUGCUGCUGGGCUGGCUUGGUACCUCUACAAGACCUUCCAGAACCGCAAGCCGCUGUCCCAGUUCACCUACAGCCGCGCCCUGAGGCACCUGCACCUCAUCAUGGCCGUGGGCAUCUUCGGCGCCGUGGGCACCGCGCAGGCCGCCUCCUACUCGGAGGGCCAGGCCAAGAAGCAGAUGCUCUGGUGGCACAAGCAGACCGGCAUCCUGAUGCUGGUGGCCCUCGUCUUCCGCGUGAUCUUCCGCAUGCAGAGCGGCAUCCCGCCGCGCUUCCCCGGCAACGCCCUGGUGCAGAUGAUCGAGACGCAGAGCCUCCGGGCCUUCUACGCCUUCGCCCUGCUGCUGCCGGUGUCCGGCAUCGCCAACGAGUACUUCCUCAAGUGGGCACCCGGCUCCGACAAGACCGGCAACGCAGAGGACGACCGCCGAAACGACCGCCUGGCCAAGCAGUCCAUCGACGCCCACAAGAUCCUGGGCAAGGCGCUGCAGUACGCCUGGCUGCCCUUCCACCUGGGCUACACCACGCUCUACCACUACAGCCAGGGCCGAGGCGUCGUCCGCAAGGUCUCCCCCUUCAUCUGUGGCUUCUUGAGACGGUCAAACGAACCGUCGAAGCCGUAUGACUUAUGCACGAUGGCGACGGUGGCACGGAUCAUGGCGGCCAAGAACACCGACGAGCACCCCGCCAGCGUCCCCGACAUGCAGCAGAAAGUGAUCCACGAGCCCGGGACGUCGGCCAUCUCCAAGAACAUCCCACUCUCGGAGGUGAAUCGCCACUGCACUCCGGAGAACUGCUGGGUGGCGCUCAAUGGCAAGGUCUACGACCUGUCGGAGUUCAUGGACCGGCAUCCCGGCGGCCCCACGACCAUCCUCGCCUGGGCGGGGAAGGACGCCUCGAAGUUCUUCAAUGACAUCCACAAGGGCGUCAAGAUCGACGCCUACUUGCGGCCCGAGGCCUUCCUGGGCGACCUGGGCGUCGACGAGAACCUCAUGUCCGACGAGUUCUGGCACACGCUGCGCGAGGCCCGAAUCGUCGAGAUCCGGCAGGAGGUCGACCGUCUGCUCGACCAGUGCACCGAGACCCACAAGGCCGACAGCAUCCCGCGACUUCUCCAGGACAAGAACUUGGACCCGGCACUGAAGACCAAGCUCCAGCGUUUGGAGACGCAGAAGCGCGCAGCCUUGGAUGCCGAGGACUUCGCCAAGGCUGCCGAGGUCAAGAGAGCCAUGGAGGAUCUGCUGUCGCACGAGGACCACGCACACAAGCACGGCGUGCCACUGGGCUUCUCGAGCAGCGACAUCCCCCUGUCGGAGGUGGCGCGACACAACAAGCCGCACGACUGCUGGAUCGCCAUCAGCGGCGAGGUCUACGACCUCACCGACUUCCUGCAGCACCACCCCGAGCAGCGCAACUCCAUCUUGGCCUGGGCCGGCCGCGAUGCGACGCCCAUGUUCAAUAAGAUCCCGGGCCGGUUCCCCAGCAAGCAAUGGAUGGAGUUCUACAUGCGCCCCGAGUUCAAGACGGGCAAGGUGGGUCCGGAGGCACCGGUGGACGCCAUCAUCCGCGAGCUCAGGGAGCUGCACGACGAGCUGCGUCGCCUGGAGGGCCCCUCCAAGGAGGACAUCGAGGCGGCGAAGACGGCAGUGAAGGUGCCGGGCAAGACGGAUGCACCCACGCUGUCGGAGGAGAGCCGGUUCCCGAAGCUGGCGGAGAUCUCCGCGGGCAAGGACCUGCCCUUCUUCUCCCGCGCAGAGGUGGCGAAGCACAACACGGCGGAGGAGCCCUACAUGAUCAUCCACAACCGGGUCUACAACCUGAAGCCUUUGCUGGGCAGCCACCCGGGAGGUGACGACAUCCUGAUGUCCAAGGCGGGCACGGACUGCACCAAGGACUUCGAGGUCUUCGAGCACUCCGAGAAGGCCCGUGUGCAGAGGGACCGUGACAUGCUGGUGGGCCAGCUGGUGCCGGCAGAGAACACGGACUGGUCCGAGAGCGCCGCGGUGCAGCAGGUGGUCGGCGAGGAGACCUCCGAGCUUGCCCGGUACCUGAGGUACAAGGUCGCGGACUUUGCCACGGCUGGGCUGGCCUGGUACCUGUACAAGACCUUCCAGAACCGCAAGCCGCUGUCCCAGUUCACCUACAGCCGCGCCCUGAGGCACCUGCACCUCAUCAUGGCCGUCGGCAUCUUUGGCGCCGUGGGCACCGCGCAGGCCGCCUCCUACUCGGAGGGCCAGGCCAAGAAGCAGAUGCUCUGGUGGCACAAGCAGACCGGCAUCCUCAUGCUGGUGGCCCUCGUCUUCCGCGUGAUCUUCCGCAUGCAGAGCGGCAUCCCGCCGCGCUUCCCCGGCAACGCCCUGGUGCAGAUGAUCGAGACCCAGAGUCUCCGGGCCUUCUACGCCUUCGCCCUGCUGCUGCCCGUGUCCGGCAUCGCCAACGAGUACUUCCUCAAGUGGGCGCCCGGCUCUGACAAGACCGGCAACGCAGAGGACGACCGCCGAAACGACCGCCUGGCCAAGCAGUCCAUCGACGCCCACAAGAUCCUGGGCAAGGCGCUGCAGUACGCCUGGCUGCCCUUCCACCUGGGCUACACCACGCUCUACCACUACAGCCAGGGCCGAGGCGUCGUCCGCAAGGUCUCCCCCUUCAUCUGA
This is a messenger RNA of Symbiodinium natans, 5943 nucleotides long. The record is from the annotation of a GenBank genome assembly. Lineage: Eukaryota; Dinophyceae; Suessiales; Symbiodiniaceae.